AUGGCUGCAGAAGGCGAUGCAUCGCCGCGUCAGCCGCCAGAUGUAAAUGGGUCGGGACGAAACGGGUCGGAGAGGAACGGAUCCGCAGAAGAGGCGCCACUCGACUCGCAGGCGUUAGAGCGGGAAGAGAAGCAAGUGUCGGGUGACAAAGGGGACACGCAAGGUUCAGGGGAAGCCGUGAAGCCAGCAGAGCGGGCAGAGCGGGAAGCAGGUGACGCUGCAGUGCGGACGGACAGUCACGGCCAGCGGCCGACGGAGGCUGGUGCUGCUGGAACUGGCGAUGCGCACGCGGCUUCUGAGUCGCCCCGAAAGGCCGCUGCUGGCGAUGCUCAGGCAGUAAUCGAGUCGCCUCGAAAGUCCGGUAGUGCUGGCGCUGGCGCUGGUCAGGCGGUGCCUCGUGGCGGCGACACCACGGUCAUUGCUGAAGCAGACGGUGCGGCGGGCGCCCAGGGGAUUAUCGCCGAUGCUGUCAUGUCGCAGCUGGCGGACAUGCGGGGCAUGAUAGCGCGUCUCAGCCGCGAGAACGAGUCUCUGCGCGCCAUAGUGGCGCUACAGCUCUCCCCGCAUGGGGGAAACGGCGCCUCCGCGCAUGGGGAGAACGCCCCCUCCGCGCAUGGGGGGAACGGCCCCUCCGCGCAUGGGGGGAACGGCCCUUCCGCUCAUGACAAGAACGCCCCCGUUGCGAGACAAGAGAAUGCGGGAAAAGAGGGAGCAGGUGGCGAACACAGCGGGCGUGCAACGGCGGUUGCGGGUGGAGGGGAGGGCGAGAGGGCAGGGGGUGGCGGAACGAGCACAGAUAAAAACGCAGCAAUGGCAGCGGCGGGGGCGGUGGGGUUGAGUGGAGACGUGCUGACGCGGAUGAUGGGCGCAGGUGCAGGGGGGGCGGGCGAGGAGGGCGCGGAGUGGGUGCGCGCACAGCAGAUGCAGAUGCUGGCGCUGCUGCCCUACCACGCCGCUGCUGCCCAGGUGAGCGCCGGCACAGAGGGUGGGGGGGGCGAGGGAGAGGUGGGAUGGGAGGGAUGGGCGACGGGGAGAGCACGGCCUUUCACACCGCCUCCCUCCGCGCUUUCGCCCCCAUCAUCGUGCUGCUGCCCGUCGCCCCUUUCCUUCCUCCCCCGUCUUGCACAACGCAAACACCGCUGCCCUCCCCUCUUCCCUCCCACCCCCCAUCAGGCCAUGUCGCGCUGGUCCGUCCUCUUCCCCGCCCUCCCCAACCCCUUCCCCUUCCCCUCCUUCCCCACUGCGCCACCCUCCUCCUCCGCCACACCACCUGCCGCGCCCAUGAUGCCUCCACCCUCCCCGCCCCACCCCCACGCGCCCACCGGGCCUGACAGGGGCAGCAAAGUGGGGAGGCCCGCCUCCCCCUUGCUGCCAGCGCGCUCCCACACCCCCCCUGCGCCCAUGCGCGCGCAGCCCCGCCCGUCCGCCCACACGGCCAGCCACAGGGGGUCGCUCUCCCCCCCCGACUCCGCCUCCCAGCAGCGCUGCAGCGUGGGCCGUCCGAUCCGAUCUGUGGGAAUGGACCGCAGUGAUUCAACGAGCGAGAGGGUGGAUGAGGGGCAGCAGCAACGGCGGCACCGGCGGCGGCGGCGGGGAGGGGACGGGGAAGGGGAAGGGGAAGCGGAGCAGAGAGGCGGGGGAGAGAGGGAGGUGAGGGACGGAAAGAGGGAAGGGGAGCUGGUAAGUGGGAUGGGCAAGGGUAGUGAAGGCGGGGGCGGGGCAGGCAGGGUGGGGGCGAGCAGGAUGGUUGGCAGUGCUGCAGUGGAUGGGCAGGGGGGUGGGCGGGGGGGAGAAGGAAGUGAGGAGGAUAAUCGGGAUGAGUGUGCUGUGGAGUCGCGCGUGCUUGGUGCCGAGGGCAGCGCGGACGGAUGGGCGGAGCACGGUGAGGGAGUGGGUAGCAGGAGGAGGGGCAGUGGGAAGGACGAGGAGGACGGCGAUUUGGAAAUGGAGGAGGCUGGGCUGGCAAGAGUGAUGGUUGAGCAGAUGGGGAUGGGAAGAGGAGAGAAGGAGGAGGAGGGCGAGAGUGAGCAGAGCAUGGGGGGUGAGAGGGCGUGCAAGAGGCAGCGAGGGGAGGAGAGUACAGGAGGCGAGGAGUGUGUGCGUGGUGUGGCGAGUGGGGGUGGUGUGGCGAGUGGGGAUGGUGUGGCGAGUGGGGGUGGAGUGGCAGGUGCCAUGGAGGUGAGUGAAGGGGGCAGAGAGCACGCGCGAGAUGGGGGGCGGCAGAAGGAGCAGGAGAUGGUGGGGGGAGGGGAGAGAGCAGAGGAGGCAGGCAGCCAGGGGGGCGGAGAGGGCGGCAGCAGCACUGCUGGUUUUGGUGGUGGAAACCGUGCCCUGCCAAGAAGCCGCUUCUGCUGUCCCGCCGCUCCAACCCCUCUGAAGUGCGAUGAUGGCAGGGCAGGAGCAGAGGAGGGCAAGAGGGGGGCACAGGAGGAAGUGAAGGGGGAGGGCGGGCACAGCAGAGAUGGUGCAGAGGGUGUGGAGCGAGGGGUGGUGGCCCGUGGUGCUGGUGAGUCCAGGGGAAGCCGUGAGCACAGCUCUGGCCCUGCCUCCCCGCCUGCUGCUCUCCCGCCUUCUGCCGCUCCUCCUCCUCCUCCUCCUCCUCCUCCUCCUCCUCCUCCUCCUCCUCCUCCUCCUCCUCCUCCUCCUCCUCCUCCUCCUCCUCCUCCCACUGCUGCUUCUGCUGCAGCUGCGUUGCCUGCAUGCCAUGGUGACGAGCUGGGAUCGGGACAGCAAGGUGUGGGAGAGCGGGUGAGCGAUGCACAGCAAGGUGCUGAACCGCAGGAGGGGGUGAUGCAGGUCCAGCAGGGUGCAGGAGGGGGAGAGACAGCGAGGCCGGCAGGCAGCACAGGAGGAGUGGCAAAGGACGAGCAGGCAGCAGCAGCAGCAGCAGCAGCAGGUGCAGUUGAAGCAGCAGGUGCAGUUGAAGCAGGGAAGCAGGUGCAAGCAGGGCAAGGGGAGGAGCAGCAGCAAGGGAUGCAAGCACAAGGGAUGCAAGCACAAGGGAUGCAAGCACAAGGGAUGCAAGCACAAGGGAUGCAAGCACAAGGGAUGCAAGCACAAGGGAUGCAAGCACAAGGGGCGCCUGUGGUUGAACGAGCGGUGGUGCUGUUCCAGCAUGAGCCACAGGCCGAUGAGCCUCAUGCCCCUCCGCCUGCACUGGCCCUUCAGCUGCAGCCGCAGAUUGUAUUGCACCCGCAGCAGCAGCAGCAGCAGCAGCAGCAGCAGCAGCAGAAGCAGCAGCAGGAGGAGCAACAGCAACAGCAGCAGCAACAACAGCAGCAGAUUGUGCAGCAGCAACAGCAGCAGAUAGGGCAGCAGCAACAGCAGCAGAUUGUGCAGCAGCAGCAACAGCAGCAGAUUGUGCAGCAGCAACAGCAGCAGCAAUUGCAGCAACAGCAGCAACAACAGCAAGAGCAGCAACAGGUGGCAUGGCAGCAGCAGCAGCAAGCCCUUCGCUUCAUCCCCACGCAUCUGCCCAUCCUGCCCGACACUGCAGCCGCCCGCAAGGCUGCCCGCGUCGCCAUCCGCGCUCGCUGUGAUGCCGCCACCCUGUCCGACGGCGGGCAGUGGCGCAAGUACGGGCAGAAGGUAUCAAAGGGCAACCCGUGUCCGCGUGCCUACUACCGCUGCACGGCGGCGCCCGCGUGCCCGGUACGCAAGCAGGUGCAGCGCUGUGCGGACGACAUGGCGUUCCUCAUAGUGACCUACGAGGGCACGCACUCGCACGCCCUCGCCCCGCACGCCACGGCCAUGGCCAUGCUCACCUCCUCCGCCUCCCUUGUGUCCUCUGCUGGCGCUCAUGCCCCCCUCGCCUCGCCCUCGCUCUUCGCCCCCUCCUCUGCCUCCUCCCCCGCUGCCUUCCCUGCCCACCACUCGUUCCCUCCACCACCGUCGCUGAUGGGAGCAGCAGGUGGGGCCGGAACACCAGGCAGCUCCACUCUCCACACACCCACUGCUGCAGCUGCAGCGGCUGCAUUCCCCAUGGACCCGUCUCUGCUGGCGUCACCGCUUGCCACGCCCACUCUGGCCGGCACGCCCUCGUCGCCCUUUGUGACGGCCACGGCUGCCCUGCCCACCGUCACACUUGACCUCUCCACCUUCCCCCCCCACCAGCUGGCCCAGCUAGGCCUGGGGGUGAUUGCAGGAGGGGGGGGCGCAGGGGGCGGGAUGUCUGGGGGAAUGAGCAAUCCUGCGCCUGGCACUGCUGGUGGUGCUGCUCUCAGUGGCUCGUCUGCACCACCGCUUGCUCCGCCAUCCCCCUCCGCCCAGCCUCCUGUGCUGACUGCACCACCAGUUGCAGCAGCAGCAGCCGCACCACCCAUGCACCCACCAGCACUGCCAUUCACAGCAGCAGCACACACGCCCUCAGGUGCAGCUGCUCCCACACCUGCCACCACCCCAAGUAACGCCGCCACCACCCCCACCGGCGCCCCCUGGUGGUGGCCUGGCGCCCCUGCCCCCUCCCCUUCCUCCGCCCCGCGUCCCCCCAAUGCCCCUCUUGCUGCUCCCUCACCGCCCGCUGCCGCCCCCGCGGGCGCGUGCGGUGCUGCGCCGUCGUCUGCAGCGUCCACGCCAUCGCCCAUCCACGGCCUGCUGCUCCCCACCCCCCUCCCUGCCUCUGCCGCCACUCCCCCUGCAUCCACCGCUGCACUCUUCUCCCCGCCCCUGGCUGCUGCUGCUGCUACUCCUCUUGCGCUCCCACCCACCCCGCCCUCUGCCGCUUACCCUGCCUCAAGUGGGUUGGCAGCAGCAGCGGAUGAGGCGCCUCCCCUCAUCCACAUUCCCAGGCGCCGCGUGGUUGGCCACUUCACUCCCGAACGCCCUGCUGCUGCCGCCGCUGCUGCUGCUGGAGGUAGUGGUGCUCCCGCCACCGCUGCUUCUGCUGCCACCCCUGCUGCUGUCACGCCUGCUGCUGCAGCAAGCGCAUCUCAAGUGGAAGCAGCAUCAGCAUCAGCAGGGGCAGCCGCACCCCCAGCAGCAGCGGCAGCGGGCAUGGAGGCGGCGCUGGCAUCACCGGCGGUGCACAGCCGGUUGGUGGCGGAGACAGCGGAGAAGAUCACGAGCGACCCCGCCUUCAAGACCGCCCUCGCCACCUACAUCGCCUCGCUGCUCUCCACCCAGCUCUCCGCUGCCGCUGCUGCCGGCCCCACCCCCGCCACCACCCCCACUGCUGCUGCCCCUGCUCCUCCCGCUGCCUAUGCGCCCCUGGGUGCUGACAGCAGUGCGGGAGCGGGCACACCAGUGGCAGGCGGCGGUGCAUCCGUGCAGCAGCAGCAGUCACACCAGCAGCACUCCAUGUUUCUCUCCUCGCCCUCGUUUGCCUCCUCGCUCUUUUCCGUCCUCCCUCCCGCCACUGCUGCUGCACAUGCCCCUGCCGCCUGGGCCUUCACCCCAACAGCCUCCCACUCAGGCACUGCACCAGCAGCAGCAACAUCCCAUACAGUCAUGCCAGGCGUUGCAAAUCCGACUCAAGCGAUGCCGCCAGCACAGCACCAAGGUGCUGCAGCGCUGGACCAAGUGGCGGCUCCCAGCGGACUGCUGCUGUCGCCAGGCGCCUCUGCAUCGCUGCUGCCCUCCCCCCUCGCCGCUCCCACGACCCCAGCGCCAUCCCCCCUUGGCUUCUCGCACCUCUUUCAACCGGCCUCCACCACUCCUCUCGACCUCUUCCCACAGGUACCACUUGCUUGCAUCCCCUUAAAGCCCCUCCUGCCAACCUACUUGAGCCAUUCGAUUCCUUGUCACAGCUCUUGUUCCGGCACUAUCCACCAAAUCUUCACCUUCCCCCCCAAGAGUUCACUUCACGCAUACACUGAACCGCUGCAACCCGGUUACACCAUUUUCAGUUGCUUGCACUGA
Closterium sp. Naga37s-1 is the source of this 5856-nucleotide messenger RNA. NCBI's taxonomy places the organism in Eukaryota, Viridiplantae, Streptophyta, Zygnematophyceae, Desmidiales, Closteriaceae. The record is from the annotation of a GenBank genome assembly.